AUGGCUCCUCUGAAGCCUCGAAGUAGUAUCUUCAAGCAGAACUUUGCAAGUCACUUCAGCCAGCAGAGAGCUCAGGCAUAUUCCGACACAUCAAGAGGUGGCUCAUCUCACAACAUCCGUUCAAUCGCAUGGAAUCCUCAAGGCAGCCUGAUCGCCACCGGUGCUGCUGAUAAGACGCUACGUGUCUGGAACCCAGAGAAGCCCAAUGUUCGCUUCUCCACCGAGCUGAAGGGCCACGCAGCCCCGAUCGAGAAGGUCGCCUUCAACCCUGUCAAGGACGCCGAGCUCUGCUCCGUCAGCAACGACGGCGUCGUCAAGUUCUGGGAUGUCCGCACCAAAGCCUGCGUCAACGAGGUCAAGGGCCUGGGCGAGGCCUUCACCCUCGCGUGGCACCCCGACGGCGAGUCCCUGAUCGUGGGCACAAAGCGGCUGACCCCAGACCGCCAGAGCGACAAGCUCCACAUCCUGUCCCCGACGCAGUCCGCGCCCCUGGCCUCGCACCAGCAGCCCGUCCAGACCAACCAGAUCUCCUUCUGCUGGGGCGGCAAGAAGGUAUUCGUGUCGACGGGCGAGGGCAAGGUGCGCGUCCUGUCCUACCCGGACCUCCAGCCCCUCAUGCACUACAACUACGACCGGUCCAGGGUCGACGGCCCGGGAGCCACCCGACGAGUACAUGAUGAAGGGCCACACCUCGUCCUGCCUGACUGGAUCUGCCAGCGGUCGUUCACGGACAUGGUUGGGCCCGUCAAGAGCCUGAGCUUCACCUGGGAUGGUUACUACGUGGUUGGCGGCAGCGAUGAGGGCACAGGGAUUGAGUGCUAUCACUGCGAGUCCGGCGAGCGCGUCCACACCUUCAAGACGGCUAGCCCGUCUCCUGUCGUCUCUUGGGCUCCGACUCGGUAUCACCUUGCAUAUAGCGAUCUGGGUCAGCUCCGCAUUAUUGCGGCGGAUGUGCCGGAUAGGAAGUGA
Molecule: messenger RNA, 969 nt
Organism: Diaporthe citri
Lineage: Eukaryota; Fungi; Ascomycota; Sordariomycetes; Diaporthales; Diaporthaceae
Exons: 6
Coding region: 1-969 (322 amino acids)
Biological process (GO): mRNA export from nucleus
Cellular component (GO): THO complex part of transcription export complex
Molecular function (GO): protein binding
Source: RefSeq, a predicted model, not a curated record